Molecule: messenger RNA, 1785 nt
Organism: Microthlaspi erraticum
Lineage: Eukaryota; Viridiplantae; Streptophyta; Magnoliopsida; Brassicales; Brassicaceae
Source: the annotation of a GenBank genome assembly
AUGGAGCUUUCUUCUUCUCUCAAGCUUUCAUCGCCGUUAUCUCCUUCCAUCAUCAACCUUCAGGUUUCUUCAUCAAGUAAUAAUGUAAAGCUCUCUAACUACACUUCACUUCCUAAACCGUUUCUUCAACUUGGUGAUAGAAGCCGAAGUCUUCGUAACCAACAUUCUGUCAAUCUAAGAUCAUACAGAAAUCAAGUCACUGCGAAAUCAUCGGGAUCACAAGGUUGGGACUUUGGUAGAUUCAUCAAAACAUUGCACUUCUUCAACGGACCACCGUCUCCCAUAAAGUUUGUUUCAUCAGUAUUUGAGAAACUUACAAACGGAUCAACGGAGAUACCAGUGAAUGAAAUGGAAACUGGUGGAAUCAUACUUGUGGCUGGAGCUACAGGUGGUGUAGGAAGAAGGGUUGUUGAUCUCUUGAGGAAAAAGGGCUUGCCUGUUAAAGCAUUGGUUAGAAAUGAAGAGAAGGCUCGGAAGAUGUUAGGACCUGACAUUGAUUUGAUUGUUGCAGACAUUACGAAGGAGAAUACGUUGGUUCCUGAAAAGUUCAAAGGAGUGAGGAAAGUGAUCAAUGCUGUUUCUGUCAUAGUCGGUCCUAAGGAAGGAGAUACACCUGAGAGACAAAAAUACAACCAGGGAGUCAGAUUCUUCGAGCCAGAGAUAAAAGGCGACUCUCCCGAAUUAGUUGAAUAUGUUGGAAUGAAGAACUUGAUCAAUGCUGUGAAAGAUGGUGUUGGACUUGAGAAUGGGAAGCUUCUUUUCGGUGUUGGCGAUAACACGUUUAAAGAUUUACCUUGGGGAGCCUUGGAUGAUGUUGUAAUGGGAGGUGUCAGCGAAAGUAACUUCCUAGUAGAUCUUACCGGUGGUGAAAACGGUGGACCUACAGGAAUUUUCAAAGGAAUUGUCUCAACAACAAACAAUGGCGGCUUUACGAGUGUCAGAACCAAGAACUUUUCCGAGGCUGAAGAUCUCUCUGCAUAUGACGGUCUAGAGCUAAGAGUAAGAGGAGAUGGGCUCCGUUACAAGCUUAUCGUCCGAACAAGCCAAGAUUGGGACACUGUUGGUUACACCGCUAGUUUCGACACUUCACCAGGCCAAUGGCAAUCUGUACGUUUACCUUUCUCGUCUUUAAGACCAGUGUUUCGCGCACGGACGAAGUCAGACGCACCGCCUUUUAAUCCAGGCAGUAUCAUUUCACUACAGCUUAUGUUUAGUAAGUUUGAGUAUGACGGUAAGCUUAACCCGACUUUCAAAGAAGGACCGUUCGAGCUUCCUCUAUCAAGCAUUCGAGCGUACAUUCAAGAGCCUGUAACUCCAAGGUUUGUUCAUGUUGGCUCUGCGGGAGUAACAAGACCAGAGAGACCCGGUUUGGAUCUAACCAAACAACCUCCGGCUGUGAGAUUAAACAAGGAGCUUGAUUUCAUUCUCACUUACAAGCUAAAGGGAGAGGAUCUGAUACGCGAAAGUGGGAUUCCAUAUGCGAUUGUGCGGCCAUGUGCUUUAACAGAAGAGCCUGCAGGAGCUGAUCUCAUUUUCGAUCAAGGAGACAACAUUACGGGGAAGGUAUCGAGAGACGAAGUAGCACGUAUAUGCAUUGCUGCUUUAGAUAGCCCUUUUGCUCUAAACAAGACAUUUGAGGUUAAAAGUACGGUUCCGUUUAGCGAACCUUUCACGGUAGAUCCUGAGAAUCCUCCACCGGAGAAAGACUACGAUGAGUAUUUCAAGAAUCUGAAAGAUGGAAUCAAUGGUAAAGAGGCUUUGGAACAGAACACUGUUGCUGUGUAA